AUGGUCCCCGCCGCCUGCAUGCUGCUCUGGGCCCUGCUACUUAGUUUGGGGCUCCGGGCGGCGGGGGCCCAAGACCAGACGUCAAACCCAACGUCGAUGCCGCGGAUCAGCGUCCGCUUUGGCCCAGCCCGCAGCCGCCGGAGCACAAGCGUCACUAUCCGGAACAGUGUACACCGAAAGGUGAAGGUAACUCUAGAGGAUGAUAAUGAUGCGCUAGCCACUGCUGACCGCCUGGCUGCCCCGGCAGCAGCUGAGCUCCUGUCCACUGUGUCAGGUAUUAGCCGGUCAUCAGCGUCCAACUUCAAUGAGUAUGAUGGCUCCUUGGAAGAGGGAGCCGUGAUUGAUGCCAAAAAAACCACCUACCCUGCAACUCUCACUUCGACCUCCAGUACUAUGAGUGUUAGCACAGCCCCCGGGAGGUUUGUAGCCAAUAGCCAGGAGCGAGAGAUUAGGAUGACCACCACCGAUCUGCCACCCCUCUCUUCAAAGCCUGUGGACCUGACUUCCGAGACUCUCGAGAGCACCCUGCACCAGUGGUCGACACCUGGGUCCACCCCGACCCCGUGGCGAAAAGCAUCGCCCACAGCCAUGCCAUCUCCUGAGGAUCUGCGAGUGAUGCUGAUGCCUUGGGGCCCAUGGCACUGCCACUGUAAGUCGGGUACCAUGAGCAGGAGCCGCGCCGGAAAGCUGCAUGGUAUUUCUGGGCGCCUUCGAAUUGGGGCACUGAACGAACUCCGCACGGAGCACCGGCCUUGCACCUACCAGCAGUGCCCUUGCAACAAGCUCCUGGAGGAGUGCCCUCUGGACUCCAGUCUCUGUCCUGACAGUGGCUGCAGUUCACCCACCACCGGGAUGAGCACCACCUCUCCUCAGGCCCCUGUACACCUGAGACGCAGACCCAUCCUCCCACCCACUAGCCCGAGCCCUAGCCCAGCUCUUGCCUUUUGGAAACGUGUCAGGAUCAACCUAGAGGACAUCUGGAAUAGCCUUUCUUCAGUGUUCACAGAGAUGCAACCAGUAAGUUGUUUUGCUGAAGAGCAGGGCGUUCCUUGACGGAUUUGAAAAGUCGUGGUGUCCCAAAUCUUGUUGCUAACACAGGCAGUGUGCUCGUGGGAGCUGUUACUGACUUACCUGUGUAGUUACUGAGUUGUAACGUGCACUGGUUAUCCUUGGCCCAUUUGGUGUUUUUGGUUGUUUUGUGGUUUUUCUUUUUUUUGGG
Molecule: messenger RNA, 1219 nt
Organism: Microtus oregoni (creeping vole)
Lineage: Eukaryota; Metazoa; Chordata; Mammalia; Rodentia; Cricetidae
Product: protein MENT-like
Exons: 2
Coding region: 1-1053 (350 amino acids)
Biological process (GO): regulation of cell population proliferation
Source: RefSeq, a predicted model, not a curated record